Molecule: messenger RNA, 811 nt
Organism: Gastrolobium bilobum
Lineage: Eukaryota; Viridiplantae; Streptophyta; Magnoliopsida; Fabales; Fabaceae
Exons: 3
Coding region: 1-681 (226 amino acids)
Source: RefSeq, a predicted model, not a curated record
AUGAAAAAGCUUGUAAAUUUGAAGUAUAAGGAUAGUAUUACUAUCAGUGGACACUUGAAUGAGUUUCAAAGUAUAGUGAAUCAAUUGAUCACAAUGAAGUUGACCCUUGAAGAUGAACUACAAGCUUUAUUGUUCAUGAACUAUUUAUUAGAUUAUUGGAAAAUCUUGGUGAUAUCUGUCAGUAAUUCUGCUUCAGAGGAUAAAUUAUCAAAGAGUAUGGUUACUAGUGCACUAUUGAAUGAUGAGACCAAAAUAAAGUCCAUGGAUUCAAAUGAUGCACAAACACUUGUCAUAGAAAACAAGAGAAAGAGAACGAGAAAUUUUAUAAAGCAAAAGGUGGUGAUAAAAGUGUCUAUGAAUGGCUCCAAGUCCAGGUCAAAAGCUAUGAAGAUUGCAGUUGGAGUUUCAGGAGUGGAAACUGCAGCUAUUCAAGGGGAAAACAAAGAUCAAAUAGCGGUAACUGGAGAAGGGAUUGAUUCAGUUUGUCUGACAUCACUUCUAAGAAAGAGUUUUUGCCAUGCAGAACUUGUGAGUGUUGGCCCUGUGGCUGUGGAAGAGAAGAAAAAAGAGGGAAUUACACUACCAAUAGUGUGGCCUUAUGUGAGUGGUGUUCCUCAGUGCCCAGUCUAUGAGAUAAGGCACCCAUCUCAAUAUCAGGACCCUUCUUGUUCCAUCAUGUGAUCAAGAGAGUUUUCAAAGGAAGAAUGAUACCAAGAAAACAUACAUUGAUUAGGCUUUUUAAUUUAUGUAGCAUUGUUGCAACCAAAUCCUUCUGCUGUCUGCAACAUGUUGGACCUCGUUUCAUCGAUAA